AUCAGAGUACGUGUUGUUAAAUUUCAAAUAGACCCUGAAGGCAGCACUGCACGGUGGCUCCCAUGCAUGCUAUCAACACAUUGCAUGCUGCUGACUGCUAGCAUAUUCACAACAUGACAGUAUGCUGGCUAUUUCUGUAGGUUAGCAUCCUGCAAUGAGGCCAACAUAACAAUUUACUUUCGUGUAAUAUUAUUAAUGUAGUAGAAGCAGCCAAAAUGGUGAAGGAGCAGUUCAGAGAGACAGAUGUGGCCAAAAAAAUUUGAGUAUGACCGAGGGAGGACUCCUGUUAGCCUGGUUAGCUCGCCGGUUAGCCACACAAGUUGUUUAGGUCGUUAAUAUAAGAAUAGUUCUGAAUUGCCGGAUAAUUUAGUCGUACUUACAUAAUGUAACUGUGGAAUAGAGUUGAAAGCCUUGAUGGACGCAUUUAAAAAGUGUGAUGAAUGAGUAAAUAUGCUUCAUUGAAUCUGCAUAUUGGCAACUAAGUUUUCACGUAAACGCUAGUGUCACCCUGUAAGCAUGCGUCACCCAAUAGUUCAAAGCCACAUCUGCUUCGGCAUGAAAUCUGCUGAGCAGAUGCGGCAGCAGGCCCACAUCCAGGUGGUCAGUAAAAAUCUCUACAGCCAGGACACCAAACACACUCCACUGGCCUAUGGAGUGUUGGACCACCGUAUGGGCACCAGUGAGAAAGACAGACCGUGCCUGACAUGUGGGAAGAAUCUGGCAGAUUGUUUAGGACAUUAUGGCUACCUGGAUCUUGAGCUGCCCUGUUUUCAUGUUGGUUAUUUCAAAGCCACGAUAGGAAUCUUACAGAUGAUUUGUAAGACAUGUUCAAGGAUAAUGCUGACGAAAGAAGAGAAGCUGCAGUUCAUGGAUUACUUGAAACGGCCUAACCUGGCCUAUCUCCAGAAACGUGGGCUGAAGAAGAAAAUCUCUGAUAAAUGCCGCAAAAGGACAGUCUGUCUAAAUUGUUCUGCUUUCAAUGGACCAGUCAAAAAGUGUGGCCUACUUAAGAUCAUCCAUGAGAAGUAUAAAAAAGAAAACCUGAAUCCUCUGGUCGUGCUGAACCUGUUCAGGAGGAUUCCUGAAGAGGACAUCCCUCUGCUGCUGAUGAACCCCGAAGCAGGGAAACCCGCAGAUCUUAUCAUCACCCGUCUCCUCGUGCCUCCUCUUUGCAUCCGACCGUCUGUUGUCAGCGACCUUAAGUCUGGCACCAAUGAAGACGACCUCACUAUGAAGCUAACAGAGAUAAUCUUCCUUAAUGAUGUCAUUAAAAGAGUGAGAAUUCCCCUCAUCCAUAGGGCACAAGGGUCACUGAAGAAUAUGAAAAUGGUGUGAAUCACACGUGUGCAGUCACAACAUUUCAAUCCAAAUGAUGUAAAAUUGCAGAGACCCUCCUGGAUACGUCAGAGCCACUGCAAAAAGAUUGAGGUCCCGGGAAGCCCCGACACCAAGGAGGAAGCACAUUAGGGAAGUCUCACCUACGCUUGGUUGCUUCGGGGGUGAGGGGGGGAAGUGCUGAUUGGGCCCCCGUCGGGUAAGCCCGCACUCCAAUCUCCAUCCGAUCAACUUUAGGGCAGCCAGGUGCAGGUGUGAUGGACCUAUGUGCAACCAUGGGAAGGGGAACCCUCCUGGUUACCUUGACUACAAAGCUCACCCUUACAGGACCUCUGCUGAUGCCAACAGCAGCUGAGCCACGAGGCAGACAGAGAAGAUGGACGCACGACAACCUCCACCUAAUGGACAUGACACGAGACUACAUCCAUCCUUGGAUGAAAAUGCCUGUUACAGAUACGUGUUUAACAGGACCACAGAGAAAGACUGUUACGUUUGCUCGCACAUGCCGAGCGUAUUAACACAACCAUUUAUGGGAAACACCCUGGAACAGGUGCACUAAUUCUGAUCUCCGACCACACCUUCAGAAUGACUUUUGUAAAGUGCACAACAACAACAUCAACAUCCUCAUCCAGGAAGAAACGCUCAACUUUAACAGGUUUUAAAGAGACUGUUGAUCGGCGUUGGAGUAUCCCUGGUUUUAUUUUGUUUUCUUUAUUUGAGUUAUUCCUUGUUUAAAAGCUGUAAUUUCACAGAUGAUAAGUUUGUCACUCACAGCAUACGCAGAUGUACCAAAAACCGAUGAAGAUCAUGAAGAUGAAGUGUAACUAAUGAUGUAGUAACUGAAAAUGUGAAAGACAAGUAGUUACUUACUGAUAACAUGUACAUUUCAUUUCUCUGAUAAACAGGAGGGAAUGUUAAAAGAAAAUUGUACAUAAUGUGAUCAGCCACAUGAAAUGUGCUCUUUUUGUAUCACUAAGCAAACCACAUGUCUAUGUGACUUUUCACCUAAUAACUCUUGUGAUGAUGAACUUAUUCAGCUACUAACCGCUUCCUGUUUUCAGAGAACAUUCAGAUGUAGAAAAGGGAAAAACCCGCUGUUCUGAGUGACGUUGUUAUCUUUGUGUACACACACACACACACACACACACAGACAAUGCUAAACAAACUCACACUCAAGAAUAACCCACAAGAAGAGAUACCAAAUGAACGCCUGUUGACCAUUAGACAGUCCUCUCCAACAGCAUCAAACAUAUGAGGGAAUAUCUUUUGGAAGAAUAGUGUCCAGCGCUCCAGUGACUUUCCAGACAUUUCAAGAAUAAACAUAAAGGAGCAGUAGUGCUGUUCUGGUGGUCCAACACCUUAGUAAGAGGCUUUUUGGUUUUUCUAUUAAUUUGUCCCUCUUCUGUACCUGACAUUCUUCUGUUUAAACCUCCAAUCCAGCCAUACUCCAAA
Oreochromis niloticus (Nile tilapia) is the source of this 2787-nucleotide messenger RNA. Its product is annotated as DNA-directed RNA polymerase III subunit RPC1. The record is from RefSeq and is a predicted model, not a curated record. Gene Ontology annotation, molecular function: DNA binding; DNA-directed RNA polymerase activity. The transcript is spliced from 7 exons. NCBI's taxonomy places the organism in Eukaryota, Metazoa, Chordata, Actinopteri, Cichliformes, Cichlidae. Bases 517 to 1335 code for a protein of 272 amino acids. Gene Ontology annotation, biological process: DNA-templated transcription.